AUGGGGAGCAAACGAUUGACUGAAAGCAUCUUUGCAUCCUAUGAUUAUGUCCAUCGAUUCGACGAGCAAAGCAAACAUUUAUCACUUUCGUUGAAAAGCUCCCAACAGCGAAAGAAUUCCAUUCAUCGAACAGCAUCGAGUCAAGAAGAAACAUCUGAUGAUAUUCUAACAGAUUUAUCAUCCAUGCCAUACAUGACAUGCAAACAAGUGACUCACAAACGUAAUCGACGAUUCAGUGAACUGAAGCCAGCACACAUUCAACAAGUUCAGAACAAGAAUUCCGAACGACGAAAUUCCACGUCACAAAUCAACUUUGGUGCCUUACUUCCAAAUCCUUUUCGUUCUAAUAAACAUUCCAAAAACAUCAACAAAGACGACACAAACACAUUAACUAAUUCUUUCAAUAGUAUGUCCUCGUUACAUCACAAUGAUAUGAUGAGAGCGAAAAACGAAUUGCCUUCGUCAAUGAUAUUAUCCAAUUCAGCAUUGAACCACUCUCGAACAAAUUCAACUGUCAGUAACGAGCGGUUAGCUUCAGUUAUACAAGAAGAUUCUCGGACGUCGUCUGUCUCAUCUGCUACGUCGUUGUUCUGUUAUGAGAUCAGUUCGAAUGAACCAUACUCAGCUCAUUCGCUCACACUAGAAUUACAAACACAGACAUGUGUAGCAGAAAUUUACCGAGAGUAUUUCUUCGAAUAUUUUCAUACAAAUUAUUGUGGAGAAUUUGAACAAGAAGGACCAUUUAUUGCGUCGUUAAGAUAUUUUUAUAUAAAAUCAUUCGAUGACACAGAUGUACAUUGCCAAGCACGAGCAAUUAUUCGCACAGCGAGUCGUAACGAUCAUGUUUCUGUAUUGGUUGAUAGUACCAAUGAAGAAAAUAUCCUGCAAGUCUUGUUCAAUCAAGCUAAUCUAUCCACAGUUCAAACGUGUAAAACCAUUGGCGAUCCAAAAGCAAAUGAGAAGAUUUAUGCGUUCGAUAAAUUGAAUGACGAAAGGCAAAACUGUAAAAUCGGACUUAUUUAUCAACGUUCAGAUCAAACGAUGGAAUACGACAUCUUCAGCAAUGACCUCUUAUCUGUCGAUUUAUUGAAUUUUCUACAAAUCCUAGCCGAGUGUGUACGUUUGAAAGGGUUUACGAAGUAUCGAGGCGAUCUGGAUACUAAAGAUGAUUUACACGGAGAACAUUCCUAUUAUGCUCAAUAUAAGAAUCACGAAAUUAUGUUCAAUGUUGCUCCGAUGAUCCCAUCGACAAAAGCCAAUGGACAGUGUAUUGAACGUAAAGGGCUUGUUGGCAAUGCCUUCGUUUGCGUUGUUUUCCAAGAGCCCAACGCGGAAUUCUCACCCGAUUUCAUUUCUGGUAAAGUCACACAAGUAUAUAUUACUGUCCAACCACAUCGAAUUAACGAACAAGUUUAUUAUAAAGUUGGUAUUUGGCAUCGUAACGAUAUGACCAAAUCAAUUCAGCCCCCCGGUGGAAUGUAUCAAUGUGAUAGUUCAUUUCGAGAGUAUUUUCUUACUUUAUUGCUCAAUUCAGUACAUAUAGCAAUUGAAUCGCCCAGCCUUCGUGGUCGAGUAGCCGAACAAAGACAACGAUUGAAACGUGAAGAACUAAGAAAACUUUCCCAAGCACUAUGCAUGGGUCAGUGUGCAACGAAUGAAACCGAUGUUGAAAGCAUUAAUCAUCAAGUUGAACAACGUUCUACUACACGUGGUGAUCAUGGCCUCAAUCUAACCAUGGACAAUCCGGGUACAACUUCUGGUCGUACAAUGCGUGGUUUUUAUAAGAUCUUCGGCGUCUUCUCUGGUCGACAAGGCUCGAUAUCAUCAACAAUGCCAUCUCCAUCAUCGAAUACACCUUUAAAUUUUACUAGUCCAGACGUAUCCCCUGCUACACCACCAUCACCGGACAUGAAUGCUAUGCAUAAUAAGACACUGCCGAUAGGCAAUAAAGAUUCUAUUAAACGAACAACAUCGGCGAAGGGCCGUCCGGCGCCACCACCGCCUCCUCAAAUUACGGUACCACCGCCAUUACCUCAAGGUGCGGCACCGCCCGUUCCACCCCGAAUACCGAUUUCAAAGUUCCCAAGUAUAUCAACAACUCCAUUAUCUAGUUCACUAACUUCCCAAACUUCUGAUUCUAACACCACACCAAAUGACAGUGUAUUAUCCCAACCAACGUUUUUGAACACAACCGCUUUGGAAGAAGCGUCAAAAAGUCGAUCAAAUUCAUUACCAGAAAAUAGUACUAACACAACGACCAAACUCAUUGACAUGUAUAUGAUACGAGCAUUUAAUGAAGCCUGCAAGCUUGAAUUAACGAUUUUUUUUCUUCGUUAUUAUUUUAGACCUUCAAUACCAGCGGUACCAAGCAUUAGCGAGGCGCAGGACAAUAUCAACAACUCUAUUGGUGAAGAUGUUCGAGGUGAAUUUAGCGAAGUUGACAAACUGGAACAUCGCCAAGCCACCAUUAAACCUUCCUUACCAUUGGUGGAAGCAAACGCAAAUCUAUAG
Messenger RNA from Adineta ricciae, 2511 nucleotides. The record is from the annotation of a GenBank genome assembly. Lineage: Eukaryota; Metazoa; Rotifera; Eurotatoria; Adinetida; Adinetidae.